Meloidogyne enterolobii is the source of this 1146-nucleotide messenger RNA. The record is from the annotation of a GenBank genome assembly. NCBI's taxonomy places the organism in Eukaryota, Metazoa, Nematoda, Chromadorea, Rhabditida, Meloidogynidae.
UUCCUUUUGAUAUACGGCAGAGAUCCAAUCUUUUGCGUUGAUUUAAUUCUUGAUCCUAAAAUUAGAGAUCCUAUAGCAUCAAAUGAUACACAAGAAAUUAAACAAAAAUUAAUAGUUUCUUUGCGAAGCGCUUGGAAAUAUGCAGCGGAAGCCAAUUUUGAGGCACAGCAAAGGUCAAAAACAGAUAGAUUAGGAAUCCCACUGUAACAAUCGGCGAUAGAGUGCUUCUUCGGAAUUAUGCUGGUAAAAUAGGCUCAUCCAAUUUAAUCAGCUUAAGAAAAGUAUAGAGCCACUCCCGACUGAACCGGUUUGCACAACUCCUAGGUUAGAAGCAGAAGAGUUGGAAGCGUUAGAAGAAUCUGGUGCAGAAUAAAUAGUUAACACGCCAGGAUUCUCGCAAAGUAAAGUAGCUGAGCCAAAUUCAGAAGUAGCAGAAGGUAGUCAGGUUGAAGUAGUAGUUCGCCAGGGACUAAGUAGAUACAAUUUAAGAAAAAGCCCAAAAAACAGAUAAUACUUAUAAUUGCUUCGGCUAUCAAAUGGAUUUAAAAUUUAAAUUUAAUAUAAAAAAUAUAUAAAAAAAUAUAUAAUAUUCCUUUAAUUAAACAAAUUUCCUAGAUUUUCAAUAGUUUUGAGAUGUGCUUCAACAAAGUACCGGAUCCUGAAUUAUGGAAGAAAGAUGAAAUGGAAGAAGAAAAUAUUAUUAAUGAGGAAGAAGAAGAGCCCAGGAAUAUUGAAAAUGACGAAGAACCAAGGGUCAACAUCUUCAGAGAUUGGAUUGAAGUUGUUGAAGAAGAUUGGCCAGAAGAAAUGGAAAUGAAUGAGGUUGACGAAAUGGGUAAAGAGGAUGAAGGAGAAAAGAAAGAAGAAAAUAAUGAGGAUAAAGAAGAAAAAGACGAAGAGGAAGAAGAUGAUGAUGAAGAGAUUGAGCUGGGAAUUGAGGUGACAGAAGCUAUUUGGAAUUGAGGAAAAGACCAGCUCAACGAAACUGGAAAGAAUAUGCUAAUACAACAUUUGAGAGGAGCAGGACCAAUACAUGUUUCAACUGUGGGCGCACUGGACAUAUUGCUCGAAAUUGUAAUUGGAAUACUUGAAGGAAGAAUGAGAGUUGGAGAGGCAGAGGAGGAAAAUAUUAAAUUUGUGUUUUUA